UAGGGAACCAUUCGUACAUAAUUUGUAUUUAGAUAUAUACCUUCAUACCUAGGUCAAAUUGGCCAACGGUUCAGUAUCAGAUCAGGUUCAGUAGAAGAUCAAGCAAUAUCCGGCCGUCUGCCUGCCAGUGCGUCGAGACUUGAACUAUAUUAAAUAGAGAUGUAAUAAACGAAACAAACUAUAUUUACAACGGUAAGGUAUAUUGAUUUAAUUUAAUUAAUUAAUUUGCAAGCAAAUAACACAUGUAUGUUAAUUUGUAUUUACAGACAAGUUUAUAUAGCUAUGUCCGUCUACUUCCGUUUAUACUCAUACUAGACUGUCUGUCCCAAAUGUCUCUUUAUUACAAGGUGUAUACUCAGGAGCUAGUCUGAUCGGACCAUUGUCACUAUGGCUGCCAUAGGAAUAUGGGAUACAGAAUGGAAUGGAAUAAAAAAAAAUUGUUUAAAUUCUUAUGAUUUAUGUAUUAGUUUUGUAUUAGUAUUUGUAUUUGUAUUAUGUCACAAAACUUUUUCCCACUUCCACUCUAUCGUCCACAAACCGCCCUUAUCUGACACGUUCACGCUAUUCAUACAUUUUCUAAUUUGUUUUCAUUUUCUCAAAUUUCUACUGAUAUGCCAGAAAUAUGAGUAACGGAUAUAUUUUUUGAAUGUGAACACUUUUUUGGCGCUUCGUCAGUACGUGAAAAGCCGGCCAAAGUGUCAGAAAACCACAUCUUACUUAAUUAAUUUAAUGUAAUGUUAACAUUUACUUAAAAAAAUAGUUGGUAUGACAUAUAUGAGGAUCAAAAGCAACAACUGAUAGUUUUUAAUAAACUGCGGAAUAAACUUAAAAGAAUUUACAAGAAAUUUUGCUGAUCAGAGUGCUAUAUGCAAAGAGGGGAUAAUUGCUUAGCUGCACUGAGACACUAACAAAAUAUACAUAUGUAUGUGUACAUAUGUAUAUCUUAAAAAAGGAAAUGACCAUUAAGUACACAGUGCUUAGAAAUUUUUUCAUUUGGCAAAUCCCUGCAGUUAUUUACUCCAAAUAAUAACUUUAUUUUAGUUUUAUUUGUUGGUUUUUGAAAAAUGUAUUAAUUGUCUGAAUUACUAUUUAAUUCGUUUAUAACAUUUUCUAAAAUACUCCUUAAUAAAAUUCGCGAUUUUGAAAGGCGCUCGCCUUUUCAAAGAGGAAUCUAUUAUUUUCAUUUUGCUUCGUCCGUUAUCCCUAAUUCAUUAACUUGAUGAUUGAUUAACAAUGAAUGCGCGCGCAACAUAUCACUGAAGAAAUGAAUAUAUAGCUAUUAUUCAGAGAAAGAGCAUGUUGUUCUUAUUAUCAAUCCCAACCCACAUAAACUGGUUGUGCUCGGUUUGUAAAUAAAAACGUUUAAUCAAUUUGAUAUUCAUAUUCAAGUGUGACAAGAAGUAGAAAAUGUUAUACCAUUUUCGCAGAGCAAAAUAAAUUUUUCUCAAAUGUUGUUUAUUAAUAGAAGCCAAAAAAUAAUAACAACGGUAUUUUACAUUCGGAACAUUUUUUUCGUUCCCGUUCUAUACUCUUGUGCGGCUUCAGCUGUAGUUUUCGUACUGCAAAAUAGACAACAUGAUUUUAAGCCAGUCGUUUCUUUUAUGCCGAAGCGGUUGUACUCGUAAUGUUCAUAGCAAGCGGCUUAUUACUGCUUCAGUUCCUUUCAUACGCCUUGGGAGUACCACCCUUGGUCAGAGUUGGAGCUAUAUUUUCAAACCAACCUGGAAUGUAUAACUCGGAGUUAGCGUUUAGAUACGCUAUUCAUAGACUUAAUAUGGACAAAAGCCUUUUGCCUGAGACUACUGUUGAUUACUAUGUUGAAUACGUAAACCGAUUUGACUCUUUCGAGACAGUUCAAAAAGUGUGCAAACUUAUACAAGUUGGGGUUCAAGCUGUUUUUAGUCCAACUGACUCUGUUUUGGCGACCCAUAUAAAUUCAAUUUGCGAUGCACUGGACAUCCCAAACAUAGGUCGGUCUGCCCAUGACUUUUCUAUUAACGUCUAUCCAUCGAAGCAAUAUGUAAAUUAUGCCUUUAACGAUGUAAUACAGUAUUUAAAUUGGACACGCUUUGGGAUCUUGCAUGAAAAAGAAAAUGGAAUUAUAAACUUGCAUCAGCUAUCCCGGUCAUUUCACGGAGAAGUUCAUAUGCGACAAGUUUCUCGAGAUUCAUAUGUAUCCGCAUUAAACGAAUUUAAAGGAAAAGAAAUACAUAAUAUUAUUAUUGAUACAAACUCGAACGGUAUUUCCAUUUUGUUAAAAACUAUAUUACAGCAACAAAUGAAUGAAUACAAGUAUCAUUAUUUGUUUACAAGCUUCGAUUUGGAAACUUAUGAUCUGGAAGACUUUAAAUAUAAUUUCGUGAACAUUACAUCGUUUCGAUUGGUCGACACUGCGGAUGUUGGAGUAAAGCAAAUCUUGAAGGAUAUCGGAUUGUAUAGUCACCAUAUAUUUAAAAAACCUUAUUUGAAUCUACACUUUACAAAAUCAACCGUUCUUGAGUCAGAGCCAGCCCUAAUGUUCGAUUCGGUGUACGUUUUCGCGAUUGGAUUACAGACACUGGAACAAUCACACUCUUUAACCCUUUCAAAUAUAAGCUGCGAAGAUGAAAACUCGUGGGACGGGGGUCUUAGUCUUAUUAACUACUUAAAUGCGGUUGAAUGGAAAGGUCUGACAGGUCCGAUUCAGUUUAAAGAUGGCCAGCGGGUCCAGUUCAAGUUGGACUUAAUUAAAUUAAAGCAACAUUCCAUUGUAAAAGUCGGGGAAUGGACCCCUCAUGGGCAUCUGAAUAUAACUGAACCAUCAAUGUUUUUCGAUGCAGGGUCCAUGAAUGUGACACUUGUAGUGAUAACAAUUCUGGAAACACCAUAUGUAAUGAUGCAUUAUGGCAAGAAUUUUACGGGAAACGAACGAUUUUAUGGUUUUUGCGUAGAUAUAUUGGAAACCAUUUCUCGGGAAGUUGGGUUUGACUACAUACUGGAUCUGGUACCGGAUAGAAAGUAUGGGGCCAAGGACCCUGAAACUGGGGAAUGGAACGGAAUGGUCGCUCAGCUGAUGAAAUAUAAGGCGGACCUGGCAGUUGGAUCCAUGACUAUAACGUAUGCAAGAGAAAGCGUCAUUGAUUUUACCAAACCAUUUAUGAACUUGGGGAUAAGUAUUUUAUUUAAGGUCCCAACAUCAGAGCCAACGAGACUGUUUUCUUUUAUGAAUCCAUUAGCGAUUGAGAUUUGGAUAUAUGUGCUAAUUGCAUAUUUUCUUGUGUCUCUCUGCAUAUAUAUUGUUGGAAAACUUUCGCCUAUCGAGUGGAAGUGCAUCAACGCCUGCGAUCUAGAAAAUAUUUCUAUUGGCAACCAGUUCUCCCUGACUGACAGUUUUUGGUUUACCAUAGGGACUUUUAUGCAACAGUCUCCUGAUAUUUAUCCACGAGCUAUGUCGACUCGAAUAAUUAGCAGUACUUGGGGUUUUUUUUCACUUAUUAUUGUCGCAUCUUACACCGCAAAUCUAGCAGCUUUUUUGACAACGGAGCGCAUGAUUAAUCCUAUUGAGAACGCAGAGGAUUUGGCUUCUCAAACUGAGAUUUCUUAUGGCACUCUAGAUAGCGGAUCUACAAUGACAUUUUUUCGGGACUCAGUGAUAGAAACUUACAAAAAAAUUUGGAGAAGCAUGGAUAACAAAAAACCAUCUGCAUUUACGACUACUUAUGAGGAUGGUAUUAAGCGAGUAAAUCAAGGUAAUUAUGCGUUUUUGAUGGAAUCCACAAUGCUUGAUUACAUCGUUCAGAGGGAUUGCAAUUUGACGCAAAUCGGAGGACUUUUAGAUACAAAAGGUUAUGGUAUCGCUACACCAAAAGGUUCGCCUUGGCGAGAUAAAAUUUCAUUGGCUAUACUUGAGCUCCAAGAAAGGGGUGACAUUCAAAUGUUGUAUGAUAAGUGGUGGAAAAACACUGAUGAAACAUGUACUCGCAAAAACACAAGCAAGCAAUCAAAAGCUAAUUCACUUGGUCUGGAGAGCAUAGGCGGCGUAUUUGUAGUGCUAAUAGCUGGAAUUAUUGUGGCUGCGGUUGUUGCUUUCUUCGAGUUUUGGUAUAACUUUCGAUACAACCAUAAAGCUACAACAUCUCAAUCGGUCGUUAAUACUAAAUACAAUCAAGAUGGGAUCCUCGAAAGCGAUAGGAACUAUACCCCACCUGACCGUUCAUUUUGGAUCGAAAUUUCCGAGGAACUACGCUACGCAUCAUGGUGCAUGAACAAGCAAAAGAGGCCUGCACUUCGUCGCACAUGUAGCAAAUGUACCAUUCCGAAAGGCCAACGAAUUAAUAAACUAUGAACUAUUAGAAACAAAAACAAUAAUAAAUACCCAACUAGAUUCUAAUAUAUUAAGCUAUUUUUUAAUAAGAUUUAAGGAUGUAAGAAAUUAAUUCUAUUAAAUUACACUAUACAUUACAUACAUACAUUUGGAAAAUAUAAAAUUACAAAUUUAUAAAGAAAGCUAAGAUAAUGUUGAGCUAAAAAUAU
Messenger RNA from Drosophila simulans, 4512 nucleotides. It is a transcript of the gene Ekar, whose product is annotated as glutamate receptor ionotropic, kainate 2. Gene Ontology annotation, biological process: monoatomic ion transport. Lineage: Eukaryota; Metazoa; Arthropoda; Insecta; Diptera; Drosophilidae. The record is from RefSeq and is a predicted model, not a curated record. Gene Ontology annotation, molecular function: glutamate-gated receptor activity. The transcript has 13 exons. Bases 1625 to 4324 code for a protein of 899 amino acids. Gene Ontology annotation, cellular component: postsynaptic membrane; plasma membrane.